AUGUCCAGUCUAUCCGACAUUGGAAAUAUCUUUCGAUUUUCAAGGGCUCAGUUGAAAGAUAAUGUCAAUGAGGUUUCCCCUAUCCGACCUAAUGAUCUGCAUCCAGCGAACUCCUCGACCCCCCUUCUAAUCACCAACAAGCGCAGAGGGUCAAUCAUCAGAUAUCUAUCAAGAUGCUUUGUCAUAUCGUUAACAGGUUUCAUGGUGAUGGUGGUGAUGAUGAUUGUAUUGCUCAGGUGGGGAGAACGAGAAGAGCGUUGGAUCAAACAUCCAUAUAUGAAUAAACAUUACGGGAAGAACGUAUCGUCAAUUCCCGAUAGGAUGAUAUCAGCGAAUAGUCAUAAUGAUGAAAUGCAGGGAGGGAACGCUUUGAACCUCGCUCUCAGUUUGGGAUACGGCUUUAUUGAAAUAGACACAUACCUUGGUCCAGCCCCAGCUCCAGCUUCAUCUCCUAAACUCGGUUACCCCUCCUCUAACUACUCAAGCCUAAGCUCCAACUCAAUACUCGACCCUUCUUUGACUUUACUUGCAGGUCAUGAUUUGAAAGAUCUGAAAGCGCAGAGGACAUUGAAGAGAUUAUAUUUCGAUCCGCUAUUAGAUAUCUUAGAUAGGAAUAAUCGGAAUAGCACUGCGGCAGGACAUGGUUGGACAGGGAUAUAUGAUAACGAUCCAACUAAAGAAGUCGGCAUAUUGAUUGAUAUGAAACGCGAUGGUGAAUCGAUUUGGCCAUAUCUCUUAGACUCACUCCAACCAUUCAUUUCCAAAAACUACUUAACACACUACAACACAACUUCUUCGACAUAUCAUCACGGUCCAUUACUCAUAAUCGGUACAGGGUCAACACCGUUAUCUAAAGUAUAUCAUCAAGAUGUCCGGUAUAUAUUCUACGAUGCUCCUCUCCUCACUCUCCAUAAACCUAUCAUCAUCCCCGAGAGCGAAGACGGACCGUCAGUGAAUGUAGAAUGGAGUAAAGAGAUCUCACCGAUGGCUUCAUCGAAAUUACCAUUCAGAUAUUAUUUCUCGAUCAUACCUUCUUUUAAUUUCACCUUCCUGCCGCUGGGACCGAGGGGUACAAAAGAUACCCUGCGAUGUAGGUUAAGGAGAUGUACUUCCACUGCGCGAGAGAAAGGUAUAAAGAGUAGAUGGUGGGGGUUGAUAGGUACUUCGAAUUGGUUGAAAGUUAAGAUGUGGGGAGUACUUUGGGAAACGGGUCAGGAUGUAUUGAACACUGAUGAUUUGAUACAAAGUAAGAUGUGGCUGGAAAGUAAGAGAGGUAAGGAUAGAAAUUUAGACAGGUGUUAG
This is a messenger RNA of Kwoniella botswanensis, 1302 nucleotides long. RefSeq lists its product as uncharacterized. The record is from RefSeq and is a predicted model, not a curated record. NCBI's taxonomy places the organism in Eukaryota, Fungi, Basidiomycota, Tremellomycetes, Tremellales, Cryptococcaceae. The transcript has 5 exons. Bases 1 to 1302 code for a protein of 433 amino acids.